AUGGCUGGUUCUCGGCUUCAAGUGAACAAGCCCCACAAGACUAGAUUCGCUUCCAAAUCUUCCCGUAAUCUCCACAAAAUUUCCCAGAAAGACAAGAGUAAAAUUGCAAAAUCCGAGCGCAAUGUUGCCAAAGGAGCCAAAGCUGCUCGCCUGCAGCGUAACAAAAUGAUGAGGGAGCAGAAGAGAGCAGCGGUUUUGAAAGAGAAGAGGGCAUUAUCUGGAUCGAGAAGUCCUCCCCGUGUUGUUGUACUUUUUGGUCUUUCCGCUUCUGUGAACUUGAAUGCCAUUGAAGAAGAUAUUAUGGCAUUGUUGACCGGGGAGGGAAAUAAUACUGUUUUUCCAGCCGUAGCUUCUGUGGAGUACAAGCUGAGAGCCACGGUCUUGAAAGCUCCUCAUGGUGAUAUAUUGACAUGCAUGGAAAUGGCCAAGGUUGCUGAUUUGAUUGCUUUCGUAGCAUCUCCGACCUCUUUAUUUGAAAAUGGUAAUGGUCAUUUUGUUGAUUCAUUUGGAUCUCAAUGCCUUUCCCUGUUCAGAACUCUUGGCCUACCAAGCACUGUGGUGCUGAUCCGUGAUCUACCUAACGAUUUGAAGAAGAAAAAUGACUUGAAGAAAAUGUGCACUUCUAGCCUUGCUUCCGAAUUUCCUGAGGAUUGUGAGUUUUACCUGGCAGACACAAAGGAUGAGUUGCAUAAGUUUAUGCGGCUUUUCAAGGAGCAAAGGCUUACAGUUCCACAUUGGCGAAACCAGCGGCCUUACCUUAUGUCCCAAAAGGUUGAUAUUGUAGCCGACGACAGCAAUUCAGGAAAAUGUACCCUUCUCCUCACUGGAUAUAUACGUGCUCAUGGCUUCUCAGUGAAUCAGCUGGUUCAUGUUGCUGGUGCUGGGGACUUCCAGUUAUCCAAAAUUGAACUUCUUAAGGAUCCGUGUCCUCUGAAUGCAAGGAAAGGAGAGGACUUUAUGGAAUCAGAUGACACGAAUGUACAGGUCUUGCAUUGCUUCACUCCAGAUCUGAUGAAACAAGAGUCUCUACUUGUCGAGAAUGCCCCUGAUCCACUGGCUGGAGAACAGACAUGGCCAACGGAGGCAGAAAUGGAUGAAGCUGAUAAAAACCACAAGGAUAGAAAACAGAAAAAGAAGAAACUUCCCUGGGGCACCUCUGACUACCAGGCUGCUUGGAUUGUGGACGAUUCUGAUGCUGAUGAUGGUGACAGUGAUGAGGAUGGAGAUGAGGGUAUGGUGCUGGAUGAUCUAGAGAGUGGUUUUCCUGUUCAGAAGCAAAAGGACGACUUUGAGCUUGACGAUGACCAGGGUUCCCUAUAUUUGAGAGAAUCCGACGAAGAAACUGAAACUGAUUCUGUGAUGAUGGAAGGCGAUAACUUAACAAAAGAACAGAUAGAGGAACAAAUUCGAAAAAUUAAAGAAGAACAUGCUGAAGAUGAGGAAUUUCCAGAUGAAGUGGAUACCCCACUGGAUAUUCCUGCUCGAAAGCGAUUUGCUAAGUACAGAGGUGUCAAGUCUUUCAGAACAUCUUCAUGGGACCCCAAAGAAUCUCUUCCUCAGGAAUAUGCUAGGGUGUUUGCAUUCGAUAAUUUUACAAGAACACAGAAGCACGUUCUUGCUAGAGCACUUGAUAUGGAGCAAGAUGCCAAUGACUGUAUACCCAUUGGCUCAUAUGCAAGAAUUCAUAUCAAGGAAGUACCAAAUGGUGUUGCAUCAAAGUUAUGCAUGUUGGCCAAGAAAAUGCCAGUCAUAUCCUCUGGUCUUUUGCAGCACGAGUCUAAAAUCUCUGUCCUCCAUUUCAGCAUCAGGAAGCAUGAUACAUAUGAUGCUCCUAUUAAAGCAAAAGAAGAACUCCUAUUCCAUGUUGGCUUUCGGCAGUUUUUAUCGAGGCCAAUUUUUUCUUCAGAUAAUAUCAAUUCUGACAAGCACAAAAUGGAGAGGUUUCUUCAUGCAGGGAGGUUUUCAAUAGCUUCAAUUUACGCUCCAAUUUCCUUUCCUUCUGUUCCUCUAAUUGCUUUGAAGAGUGAGGGAGAAGAUUCACUCCCUGCUGUUGCUGCCGUUGGUUCUUUAAAAAGUAUAGACCCUGAUAGGAUUAUCCUUAAGAAAAUUAUUUUAUCUGGUUACCCUCAACGUGUAUCUAAAAAGAAGGCAACUGUAAGAUAUAUGUUUCACAAUCCAGAGGAUGUGAAAUGGUUCAAGCCGAUCGAAGUUUGGACCAAGUGUGGGCGCCGUGGUCGUAUUAAAGAACCUGUUGGGACACAUGGGGCAAUGAAAUGUGUUUUCAAUGGGGUCCUUCAGCAGCAUGACACUGUCUGCAUGAGUUUAUACAAGCGCAUGUAUCCGAAGUGGCCACAGUAUUGGUUCCCACUUCCAAGUGCUUGUCUAAAUUAG
This is a messenger RNA of Fraxinus pennsylvanica, 2391 nucleotides long. Lineage: Eukaryota; Viridiplantae; Streptophyta; Magnoliopsida; Lamiales; Oleaceae. The record is from the annotation of a GenBank genome assembly.